AUGACAGCAUUAAGCCACAGAGUAAACUACAAACCACUGCUUGUGGACGAUGCCACCAUGGUGGCCCGGCGCUCGACCGUGCUCCGGACGGUGCUGUUGCUGGUGAUCCUGUUCUUCAUACUAUUUUGCCUCAUGGGAUACUACUAUCAGCCGAAAGUCGGAACGGAUUACACUCGAAAUCAGUAUCUAGAGGAGGGGGUAACGCACGAGGCACUACUGCGUCGACUAAAAACCAUACUGAACUGCAACAAGCAAUCAAACGCAUACCAGCUGGAAAGGCACGGUGAGCAUUACGUCUUGCGCAAUUUUAUCACCACGGAACGGCCAGUUGAGUGUUACGAAACUAUCACAUACACCACGCACGGGGAUCAUACGUUCCUGGACAACGUGGUUCCACUGUUGGAGCGAUGGCUUGCACCUGUUAGUAUCGCGGUCUACGCACCUGGCAAAGAUCUGGACCGUGCGGUGGAACUAAUACGCUACCUAGUAGAUUGCCACGAGCGCCGUUCACUCGUUAAAGAGUAUGUGAGCUUUCAUCUAUACUUUGGUCGAGAACACCUUCCCGAAAAUCCGAUCCAUCACUACCGGAAGCUGUUGGCGACCCCGCUGGACUGUGCUAAUACGAAUCUAACUAAUGUGUCAGGCGGGUUUGUGGACACGUAUCGUAUGGAGCAUAACUUAACGUAUCCGGUGAACGUGGCACGGAACAUAGCCCGUAGUUCCGCACAGACGCACUUCGUUCUCGCGAGUGACAUCGAGCUCUACCCCAAUCCUGACUUUAUACCUAUGUUCCUGCGGAUGAUCGCACAUCCAUUCUACCAGUACACUCUGCACAGUCCGAGCGUCUACGUUCUGCCAGUGUUCGAGGUUGCCGAAGGAAGGGACAUCCCUGUUGAUAAAGCUCAUUUGCUGAAAGCACUAGAGCAAGGAGAAGCGAUAAAGUUUCACGAGAAAAUCUGCUCUAACUGCCAUACGGUGCCCGGGUAUGCGGAGUGGCUAGACGUGGUGAAGUACGAUUACACGAUGGACAUUCAGGUGACGUCGAAGCGAGAAGGAGCCUUCUCGUCCUGGGAGCCGAUUUAUGUCGGCACACAGCGCGAACCGCAGUACGAAGAACGAUUAAGCUGGGAAGGAAAAGCUGAUAAAAUGACUCAGGGAUUUAUUAUGUGCAUUUUGGGAUAUGAUUAUCAUGUGCUGGACAAUGGAUUCUUAGUGCACCGUCCAGGUAUAAAGACGAUGGCGCAAGCAAACAGGCCAUCGCAGCAAUCGAAACAACGUGCCUUUAUGCACAGUACUAUCGAGGGCGAGAUUGUCGCACUUUACGGCAAGCGUGAAGGAUGCAGGAUCUAAAUGCACCCAACAUUCGUCAUCCUAUGCUGGUACACCAUCAUUCUAUUCUAGUCAAAUGAACGAACACGACAAUAUUGGGUCGUUGUUGGUUUUAUUCACAUGCCUUAGUGUGCCAUGUUGUAGCAUCACUUUUUUUAUAUUUUU
Molecule: messenger RNA, 1494 nt
Organism: Anopheles nili
Lineage: Eukaryota; Metazoa; Arthropoda; Insecta; Diptera; Culicidae
Product: beta-1,4-glucuronyltransferase 1-like
Exons: 3
Coding region: 1-1350 (449 amino acids)
Source: RefSeq, a predicted model, not a curated record